Molecule: messenger RNA, 2030 nt
Organism: Oncorhynchus tshawytscha (Chinook salmon)
Lineage: Eukaryota; Metazoa; Chordata; Actinopteri; Salmoniformes; Salmonidae
Exons: 3
Coding region: 240-1535 (431 amino acids)
Biological process (GO): activation of innate immune response
Molecular function (GO): RNA binding; zinc ion binding; double-stranded DNA binding
Source: RefSeq, a predicted model, not a curated record
UUGCACACAAAAAAAAAAAAAAAAUCCCUCCUUGUGUCCCUUCCCAUCGUUGAUAAGAUUAGUUUGGUGCUGUGCUAGAUAGCUUGUUGUGUGUCCCGUGGUACUGGUAGGCCCUGUUCAGCACAGCCUGGCUGAGCCUGCUAGUUCCUUGGCUGUUUUACACCCCCCCCCUCCCCUCCUCUUCCCCUUCCCCCUCCCCUCUCACUGGUGUUGGGCUGUAAAGGGAGUGGGCCUCCAUCAUGUCAGCAGCACAGGCUGGCAUGAGGAGGCACCAUGCAGUGCGCCUCCUUCUAAAGGAGAAGGGAGGAAAAAUAAUGGAGUUAUCCCGAUUGGAUUUCUCCAGAAAAUUCCUCCAGAAAGAGCUCGGUUUUCAUCCCGCGCAGGUAAACUGCAUCUUAGCCCUCCCCUAUAGGAAGGGCUUCGAUGUCAGUUUUGCCAACGCCAGCUACCUGAGGGAGUUCUGGGGGAAACUCCAGAACGCCCUGAACACCCAGGGGUCCCUCACAGCAAUGUUUGAGGUGACCAAGCUGACGGAUAAUAGCAUUAAAACCGUUAUUAUCCGUAUGUACAAUGAAACCGUACAGCCGGAGGACAUUGCAGUAUGGCUGGGCAGGUACUGCAACGUGAAGGGUCCCCUGAUCCAUGUAAAAGACCUCGACGGGAUCUGGACAGGGGCCUGGAGAGUCACUGUCCAGCAAAGGGAGGACCCUGGGGGCUAUGGUGGGUUGAAAGCCAUCCCAUCCACCAUAGUCCUCGGAGAGAACAGGGGCCAUGUUCACUACCAGGACCAGCCCAAGCUGUGCCGUAAGUGUGGUGAACAUGGCCACCUUGCAGACGCCUGUCAGAAGGUUGUCUGCAUGAAGUGCCGGGAGGUGGGCCACCGCUACGAGGAGUGCACGAACGGAAGGUCGUGCAACCUCUGUGGCGAGCGGUCCCACCUCAUCCGCGACUGCCCCUCCUCCUGGGCCAACAGGGCCAAGGCUGGAAGGAGGGAGUGGGCGGCCGCGGACCGGGCUUUCGAGCGCCAGAGGGCUGGAACGGCAGUUGCCGAGGUGGUAGUGGAGGAGCCGGUGGUGGUGGAGGAGGAGGCAGUAGUGGAGCCGGUAGUGGUGGUGGAGGAGACAGUUGUGGAGCCGGUGGUGGUGGUAGUGGCAGUAGUGGAGGGCGCGGAAGGUGUAGUGGUGGAAGAAGUGGGAGGAGAGGACAAAACCCUCCCCACCCCAAUCCCCCUGCCCCAGACUAAUGUGACCCCUGAAGGAGAAAGGGCCGAGAAAGACGGCUCCGGAGAGAUGUUCAGCGAAAGCUCCCCAAGUGGGUCAGAUAUUAUAGGGUCGGUGUCGGAAAGCACCAUGGAGACUGUGUCAGAAGGUACGGGAGAGGAGGGGGAGAUUCUGAAGGAACACCUCCCCCUACGUAAAAGAAACGCUGAAGAGCUCUCUGACCCCGAACAGGGAAAUGGGGGGAUAAGUGGCAGCACGGGCCCUCCAUUUGGAGUGGCUCCAAUUUUAACAAGAACGACGGUGUUGCCAUUUUAAUCAAGACCCCACAGGUGGUGGUGAAGGGGAGCACGGUGGUGGUAGGAUCGGGAACCAGUAUGUCCAGUGCGCGGGCUCGCUAUAGGUGAGCCCACAACGGUUUGGCGCAACGUGGCCCACCCUGCUCUCCUGAAUCGGCAUCGGGACCUGUCCUGGAUGGUCGCCCACGAGAUCCUCCCGGUCAGGGCCGUUAUGCACUCACGGGGCAUGGCGAGGACAUCCGCGUGCCCCCGACCAGGCUGCGGCCAAGAAGAGUCGGUGAGGCACAUGCUCUGGGAGUGCAGAGCCGCCAGGGACCUGUGGAAGGAAGCAGGCCCCCUGAUCACCUCGUGUCUGCCAGCAGGGGAGGACCUAACACCUCAGCUCGUGCUGUAUGGGGUGGGCCGAAGGCCCAUUUCAUCGAAGACCUUCACCAAGCUCUGGCCCACCCUCACGUGCCUGAAGGAAGCACUGUGGUCCUCCCGUAACCUGCUGGUAGCGAAAAACGUAGAGACC